Messenger RNA from Colletotrichum higginsianum IMI 349063, 678 nucleotides. RefSeq names its product Endo-1,4-beta-xylanase. The transcript is spliced from 3 exons. The record is from RefSeq and is a predicted model, not a curated record. Lineage: Eukaryota; Fungi; Ascomycota; Sordariomycetes; Glomerellales; Glomerellaceae. Gene Ontology annotation, molecular function: hydrolase activity, hydrolyzing O-glycosyl compounds. Gene Ontology annotation, biological process: xylan catabolic process. The coding region runs from base 1 to 678 and encodes 225 amino acids.
AUGCCUUCACUCGCUUCUCUUCUCACUGCCACGCUGGCUGCUGUGGGCGUUUUUGCCGCCCCUGCUGCCGACCCGGUCACCACAACCGACCUCGUCAAGCGCGCAUCCACUCCCUCCAGCACUGGGACCAACAAUGGCUACUACUAUAGCUGGUGGACUGAUGGCGCCUCUCCCGUCACCUACACGAACGGUGCUGGGGGCUCUUACAGCGUCACUUGGCAAUCUGGAGGCAACUUUGUCGGUGGGAAGGGCUGGAAGACUGGCGGCGCCAGAACCAUCAAGUACUCUGGCACAUUUGCUCCCGCCAACAAUGGCAACGCCUACUUGACUGUCUACGGCUGGACCAGAAGUCCUCUGAUUGAGUACUACAUCGUUGAGAACCACGGCAGCUACAACCCUGGUAGUGCAGGUACCCUCAAGGGCCAGGUCACCGUGGAUGGAUCUGUCUACAAGCUGUACCAGGCAACACGCACGAAUGCCCCCUCCAUCGAUGGCACCAAGACCUUCCAGCAGUUUUGGGCCGUUCGCGAGAACAAGCGCAGCACCGGCAGCGUCAACACUCAGACCUUCUUCGACGCCUGGAAGAAAGCCGGCAUGAACCUCGGCACCCACGACUACAUGAUCAUGGCUACCGAGGGCUACAAGUCCGCCGGCACGGCCAGUAUCACUGUCUCUUGA